Malus domestica (apple) is the source of this 876-nucleotide messenger RNA. RefSeq names its product late embryogenesis abundant protein 18. Gene Ontology annotation, biological process: embryo development ending in seed dormancy. NCBI's taxonomy places the organism in Eukaryota, Viridiplantae, Streptophyta, Magnoliopsida, Rosales, Rosaceae. The record is from RefSeq and is a predicted model, not a curated record.
CCCUAACGGGCUAAAACAGGUUAAUCCAAGAGAGGCAGAAGUCGACAACUAUCAUGCCCAACUGAUCCCCGCAUGUUCACCACGUCAUGUACAUAUCGUUGGCGUAGCGGUGGGUCGGUGGACGUCUCGUACGCUCGACGAAGGCAAGAGGAGAAUUAAUCAAGUAAUUAGCUCGACAGAUAGACAUGCAGUCUGCAAAGGAGAAGCUAAGCAAUAUGGCCAGUGCUGCCAAGGAGCACGUAGACAUAUACAAAGCUAAAGCUCAAGAGAAGGUGGUGAAGGCGACAGCAAAAACGGACGAAGAGAGGGAAAUAGCGAGCCAGAUAAGAAGAGCGAAAGAAGCAAAAGCAAAGAUGGAGUUUCAUGAGGCCAAAACCAAGCACUCUGCUGAAAAAUCGACUGCUAGUGCAGAGAAUAAAUCCCAUCUCCUCCAUGGACAGGAUGAUCAGCCUGUGGCUAGGGUUGGUGAUGGCCAUGGUAAUGAUCACCAACCUCACGAUGCGGGUCCUCUGCCUAAAACCACAGUUCCACAGUUCCGGCAUACCCACUUGGAGGUUAUCGCACCCACAAGUUUCCCUUGAAAUAAAUGUACUACUUUCUUUCUGGGGACUGUAAACCCUAGGUUUUGAAUAAUCAUGGAAGUAAAAGUUUACUUAUUUAACCAGGGUUUAAGAUCAAAGUUUAUGUGCAGCUCUGUAAAUUGCUCACUCUUGUAGGGUAUUUGUUACAAAUGGUCUUUUAUGUAUUGUAAAGUAGUCAUUUUGGUCUUUAAUGUUUUAAACUCAUCAGUUUGGUCUUUCAUUUAUUGACCUGCUCAUCAACAUUGUUUCUAACCUUCAAUUCCGUUGAGAAUUAUGUUAGUAUGCUAACGUGUCA